Molecule: messenger RNA, 953 nt
Organism: Camellia sinensis
Lineage: Eukaryota; Viridiplantae; Streptophyta; Magnoliopsida; Ericales; Theaceae
Product: putative NAD(P)H dehydrogenase (quinone) FQR1-like 1
Cellular component (GO): membrane
Molecular function (GO): FMN binding; NAD(P)H dehydrogenase (quinone) activity
Source: RefSeq, a predicted model, not a curated record
GCCCUCUUUGUGCUUUCUAUAUCAUCAUCAACAUUGCACAAUUUGCUGAGAGCUAAAACGUAGUGUGUGUGUGUUUGUGAGCUCGAAACAACACGAAUCGAAGACCUUUGAGGACUCUGAUCAGAUCAAUGGCUACCAAAGUCUAUAUAGUGUACUAUUCUAUGUAUGGACAUGUAGCGAAACUAGCAGAACAGAUAAAAAAAGGGGCUGCAUCUGUGGAAGGAGUUGAAGCAAAACUAUGGCAGGUCCCCGAGACACUACCAGAGGAGGUGCUCGGUAAAAUGAGUGCACCUCCAAAGGGCGAUGUGCCACUAAUUACACCCAAUGAACUUGCUAACGCUGAUGGGUUCAUCUUUGGCUUCCCCACAAGAUAUGGGAUGAUGGCUGCUCAGUUCAAAGCGUUUCUUGAUGCAACUGGAGGUUUGUGGAGAACACAACAGCUUGCAGGCAAACCUGCUGGAAUCUUCUAUAGUACUGGAUCCCAAGGCGGUGGACAAGAAACUACCGCGUUGACUGCCAUUACCCAACUGGUUCACCAUGGAAUGAUCUUUGUGCCAAUUGGCUACACAUUUGGAGCGGGCAUGUUUGAGAUGGAACAAGUGAAAGGUGGAAGUCCUUACGGCGCAGGGACAUAUGCUGGCGAUGGCUCGAGACAACCAUCUGACCUCGAGUUGGAGCAGGCUUUCCACCAGGGCAAGUACAUUGCCGCUAUAACAAAGAAACUCAAAGAAGCUGCUUGAUUUCUAUUUGUAAACAACAAUACUAUUUGGCAUUAUUACAGUUUUUUUUUUUUUUAAAAAAAAUAAAUAAAUUUGUCUAGGACUUCAGUGUCCUAUUUCUUUCUGAUUGUAAAAUAUUGUUCUUGCCUUAAUUGGAUUACAGGCAUUGUAUGUGUUGUACUAAGUACAAUGGUUUUUCUCAAUAAUAAAAGUGUGUUUGCUUUGUUUUCUCUC